Messenger RNA from Momordica charantia (bitter melon), 1618 nucleotides. RefSeq names its product RHOMBOID-like protein 2. Gene Ontology annotation, molecular function: serine-type endopeptidase activity. NCBI's taxonomy places the organism in Eukaryota, Viridiplantae, Streptophyta, Magnoliopsida, Cucurbitales, Cucurbitaceae. Gene Ontology annotation, biological process: proteolysis. The record is from RefSeq and is a predicted model, not a curated record. Gene Ontology annotation, cellular component: membrane.
ACUCUGAAGUUCUAACAAAACAGGACCCAGUUCCAUUUUCAUUUUUCAUACAGCUUUGAUUGAAUGAAUCCCCCCGGCCCCGGUAGUUGAAUCAAACACCCGCUACAGCCUAACAUCUAAUCCACACAAAAUCAAGGAGGCAGAUCAAAUUUUCAGUCCAAAUUUUCCAAUUCCUUCCACCAUUUGAAUCUGUGAGAACCCCCUUUUUCCCCUUUCCAUUUCCAUUUCUUCCAUUGAAGCAACCCAUUUCUUCUCUCCCUUUGAAGCCACUCUCUUCCCUUUUUUGCCUUUCAUCUUAAAAGAGAAAGUCCUUUUCUCUGAAACCUUCCCAGAAAGUGAUUUCUGAUUUCCCCUUCGUUCAUAUACAGAUUUAAAGAGCGAGAGAAGGGAAAAAAGUUAGUUUCUGUGGGAAUAAGAGCAAUGGGUAGUCGAGAUCUGGAGAGAGGAGGAGCUAAAACCAGUAACCCACCUGGGAAUUACUCGAGCCCGUAUUACCAAGACAGCUCAGAGAAGCAAUGGACUUCUUGGUUGGUUCCUAUGUUCGUGGUGGCUARUGUUGCUAUGUUCAUUGUCGUUAUGUACGUUAAUAAUUGUCCCAAGCACAAUCUGGGUUCUUCUGAGGAGUGUGUUGCCAAGUUUCUUGGAAGGUUUUCGUUUGAGCCCCUUAGAGUUAACCCUCUGUUUGGCCCCUCUUCUUCUACACUACAGAAACUGGGAGCCCUGGAAUGGGAUAAAAUAGUUCAUGGACAUCAAUCAUGGAGACUCAUAACUGGUAUUUGGCUCCAUGCUGGAGUCAUUCAUUUACUUGCAAAUAUGUUGAGCUUGGUAUUUAUCGGGAUCCGCCUCGAACAACAAUUCGGAUUUGUUCGGAUCGGAAUACUCUACUUGUUAUCGGGAUUUGGUGGAAGCAUACUAUCUUCUCUUUUCAUCCAAAACAACAUCUCUGUUGGUGCAUCUGGUGCUUUGUUUGGGCUUCUUGGAGCAAUGCUAUCAGAACUUUUGACAAACUGGACUAUAUAUACAGAUAAGGCUGCAGCUCUCAUUACACUCAUUGUCAUCAUUGUCAUUAACUUGGCGGUCGGGAUUCUUCCUCACGUCGACAACUAUGCACACAUUGGUGGCUUUUUGACAGGCUUCCUCCUCGGCUUUGUUUUGCUUCUCCGUCCCCAGUUCGGGUGGAUGGAACGACGACAUCUCCCAGCUAACUCACGAGCUGUACCCAAGCACAAGGUUUACCAAUACAUUUUAUGCUUGGUGGCCCUCGCUCUUCUAAUUGUCGGAUUCACAGUCGGGUUGGUGAUGCUAUUUCGAGGUGAGGACGGAAACAACCAUUGCAGCUGGUGUCAUUACCUAAGUUGUGUGCCAACAUCAAAAUGGGAAUGUGGGAACUGAUUACAACACAAUUGUAUAAUAUUGUACACUUUUCUGACCCUUGUUUUCCAUAUUUGUUUUGAUUUCUCUUCUUAAAUUGUCUAUGGGUGCCUUUGUUCAUGAUGCCAUAUAUUUUCUCUCGUUUUUCUUACUUGAAAGAACACUGUAUGUAGAAAAAAGAGUGAGAUCAUUUCUGUUUGUGAACUCUCUAUUGUUUAUAUAGAGGAUCACUUCAUUCUUUCAUGCA